This is a messenger RNA of Aphis gossypii (cotton aphid), 651 nucleotides long. RefSeq names its product macrophage migration inhibitory factor homolog. Gene Ontology annotation, molecular function: cytokine activity; phenylpyruvate tautomerase activity. NCBI's taxonomy places the organism in Eukaryota, Metazoa, Arthropoda, Insecta, Hemiptera, Aphididae. The record is from RefSeq and is a predicted model, not a curated record. The coding region runs from base 131 to 493 and encodes 120 amino acids. The transcript has 3 exons.
AUCAAGUCACCGAAAUCAUUAAUCAUUAAUCAAUAAAUAAUAAAUAGUCAAAGUCAAUAGUAAUUGGUGUAGUAGCCCGGUCGCUUGUUGGUUUUAAAUUUUUUUAAAUUUUUUUUUUAAAUUUUGCAAUAUGCCUCAUUUUCGUUUGGAAACAAAUGUAUCGAAAUCUAAAAUAACACCAGAGUUGUUGAAAAAGAUUUCUGCGGCUGUGGCUAAAACUCUUGGAAAACCAGAAUCAUAUGUAGUUGUGACUAUUGUGCCCGACCAACUUAUGACAUGGGGUGGAAAUGAUGAUAAGCCCUGUGGUACAGCCACAUUAAUGAGCAUCGGUUGCCUAGGUGUUGAGCAGAAUAAGAAACAUGCUGCUGUAUUGUAUCCUCUUUUAAAAAAAGAACUAGGCAUUCCAGAUGACAGAUUAUAUAUAACAUUUUCGGACCAAAGUUCAUCCAAUGUUGGUUAUACUGGAACCACUUUUCAAACAAUUUUUGGAUGAUUAAUACAAAAAUUCAAGAAGAAUAGAAAACUUAUACCAGUACACUACCUCUAUUCAGAUUAUUUUUAAAUUUUACUGACUACAAUUAUUUAAACCUAUUAUCAAAUGCUAAACAUUUUUUUUUCAAUUAAGUAAAAUAAACAGUAAAUGUUCGUAUA